AUGGGUAUUGGAAACGAGCAACACGUAGCUGUAGCUGUUUUCCGAACGACAAGACGCCUUUUUUGUCAAUCUCAACAUCUGACCCGCAUCACUGACAGACGCCACAUUUGUCAAAGAGACCAAAUAGUCAUGCGACCUGUACGACGACCACAGACGUUCUGUCGACCACAUUAUCAAAGAAUGAUAAUGCCUUGUCCGAACAAUAGUAAUCAAUUAUGUAACACUUUUAGAUUCCGGUGCAGAAUAGCUCAACGCUCCGUCCUCCACAUGGUACCACAGCGUGAACAAUCAUAUUCCUGCUGUCCUGGUUGGGCAGGUUACUCUCCCAGAUAUAGAGGAUGUAUGAAUCCUGUAUGUGAAAGAAAGUGUGAAAAUGGUGGACAUUGUUCCAAACCCGGUCAAUGUUCGUGUCCUAAUGGAUGGUCUGGGGAUUGCUGUCAAAACGAUACCAAUGAAUGUAAAGGGGAACAUGAAUGUCAACAGGUGUGUAAUAAUAGACCAGGUGGUUAUAAUUGUUCAUGUUUUGAUGGCUUUACCUUACAGAGUGACCAGAAAUCAUGCCAAUUUUGUUUGACCUGUUCUAAUGAAUACAGAAAUUUGGAAGUAGAAAAUAGAAGAUUAAAAACAGAAAUCGAUUCUAUGGAAUCACAGAUGAGUUUAUUGAACAGAACAGUAAGUUCUGUUACAGAGAAACUGACAAGGCUUAGUCAAACUGUUUACCUUGAAGAUCGAACCAAAAUAGCUAAUAAUGCUCACAACACCGACGUUCAAGAUGCGUUGGUGACUUUGAGCGAACGAGUCGGAGAGUUAGAAGAAUCCAAUGGAAAUUGUUUUUGCUCUUCCGAAAUAGCUCGAGCUCAAAACGAUGUUUAUAAAGAGUUUAAAAGAAUGGAGAAAGAUUUGGAUACUAGAAUCAGUUUACUGGAAUUUGAACAGAUUGAGCCUCCACCGUCGUUUAGACCACCGUGGAUCGAUCCAACUGUUUUUACACCUAGCGAAAAUGUUGAAUCUAAAAAACCUGCGUCGCCUUAA
Messenger RNA from Lottia gigantea (owl limpet), 1032 nucleotides. RefSeq lists its product as hypothetical. The record is from RefSeq and is a predicted model, not a curated record. Gene Ontology annotation, molecular function: protein binding; calcium ion binding. Lineage: Eukaryota; Metazoa; Mollusca; Gastropoda; Lottiidae. The transcript has 8 exons. The coding region runs from base 1 to 1032 and encodes 343 amino acids.